ACUACAAGAUGGCGCCCCGUGGACGUUAGCUAGGAGGCCACCGGAGUUGUGUUGUGUUUUACCCCCCACCGCCUCCUCCCCUCCUUUAAACGAGGGGGGAUUUACCUUACGAGUUGGGUGCUGUGGCUGGGAGCAUGCUGAAGAAGUAGUCGCCGCCGCCGUCGUUACUUUUUGUCCUCACUGUCGGCUCCGACGUCCCGUGUAACAUGUGGGCGCCAGCAAAGUUGUCCGGCUAGGCAGGAAACGCCGAGGCGCCUCGCUUAGCUUGUUAGCAUACAGCUAGCCCAGCCUGCUAGCUCCCGACCCCCCUCUUCUUUCCCCUGUUCACAAUGUCGGACACUCGGCGGCGAGUGAAAGUUUAUACGCUUAACGAAGACCGCCAGUGGGACGACCGGGGCACUGGGCACGUUUCGUCGACGUUUGUGGAACGGCUCAAGGGAAUAUCGUUAUUAGUUCGGGCCGAAUCCGAUGGGUCACUACUGUUGGAGUCCAAGAUUAGCCCUAAUACUGCAUAUCAGAAACAACAGGACACGCUGAUCGUCUGGUCUGAGGCAGAUAAUUAUGACCUGGCUUUGAGUUUCCAGGAGAAAGCGGGCUGCGAUGAGAUCUGGGAAAAGAUAUGCCAGGUGCAAGGGAAGGACCCUGCCCUGGACGUCACCCAAGACACGAUCGAUGAAUCUGAGGAGGAGCGUUUCGAGGAGAUCCCCGAGACAACCCUCCUUGUUGAGCUCCCUCCUUGUGAGCUCAGCCACCUAGAGGAGAUUGCCGACCUAGUGACGUCUGUGCUUUCGUCACCCUUCCGACGGGAAAAGCUGGCGUUGGCCCUCAUGAGCGAGGCCUACCUCAAGAAACUGCUGGGCCUCUUUAGAGUGUGCGAGGACCUGGACAACCGGGAAGGUCUGCACCACCUGUACGAGAUCGUACGCGGUGUCCUCUUCCUCAACAAGGCCGCCCUCUUCGAGGUGAUGUUCUCGGAUGACUGCAUCAUGGACGUGGUGGGCUGCCUGGAGUAUGACCCAGCGCUGGUGCAGCCCAAGCGCCACCGAGAGUUCUUGACCAAGACGGCCAAAUUCAAAGAGGUGAUUCCCAUUACGGACUCUGAGCUCAGGCAGAAGAUCCACCAGACGUACCGCGUGCAGUACAUCCAAGACAUCAUCCUGCCCACGCCAUCGGUCUUCGAGGAAAACUUCCUCUCCACGCUUAAUUCCUUCAUCUUUUUCAACAAGGUGGAGAUAGUUAGUAUGUUACAGGAGGACGAGAAGUUCCUCACCGAGGUUUUUGCGCAGCUCACGGACGAAGGCAUAGACAACAGUAAAAGACGAGAGCUUGUGAACUUUGUCAAGGAGUUCUGCACUUUCUCACAAACGUUGCAGCCUCAAAACAGGGAUGCCUUUUACAAGACGCUGGCCAAUCUUGGCAUUUUACCCGCGCUGGAAAUUGUCAUGGGAAUGGACGACCUGCAGGUGAGGGCAGCAGCUACGGACAUCUUCUCCUACUUGGUGGAAUUCAGCCCCUCCAUGGUCCGAGAGUUUGUCAUGCAAGAACUGCAACAGAACGACGAUGAUGUGCUGCUCAUCAACGUGGUGAUCAAACAGAUGAUCUGCGACUCUGACCCCGAGUUGGGUGGCGCCGUCCAGCUGAUGGGGCUCCUCAGGACGCUGAUUGACCCAGAGAACAUGCUGGCUCCCAACAAUAAAACAGAAUUCCUAAGUUUCUUCUACAAGUACUGUAUGCACGUUUUAACCGCACCUCUGCUGGCUAACACGGCUCAUGACAAAAACUCAAAUGAUUCAGAAGAAGGAUCCGCCAUGAUCAACCCUGUUUGUCCAGAUAACUUCCAGACAGCCCAACUUUUGGCUCUUAUCCUGGAGUUGCUCACCUUCUGCGUGGAGCACCACACAUAUCACAUCAAGACAUACAUUAUGAACAAAGACCUGCUGCGGCGGAUGCUGGUGCUCAUGAACUCCAAACACACCUUCCUCGCUCUCUGUGCGCUGCGUUUCAUGCGGCGUAUCAUCGGCCUGAAAGACGAGUACUACAACCGCUACAUCAUCAAAGGGAACCUGUUCGAGCCGGUCAUAAAUGCGUUGUUGGACAACGGCACGCGAUACAACCUCCUCAACUCUGCCAUUAUCGAACUCUUUGAGUUCAUCAAAGUGGAGGACAUAAAGUCCCUCAUCGCACACAUUGUGGAUAACUUCUAUAAAGCGCUUGAGCCCAUUGAAUAUGUACAGACGUUCAAGGGGCUAAAGGGACGAUACGAGCAAGAGAAAGACAGACAGAGUCAGAAACUUACCAGAUACAGGCGAGAUGCUCGCUCACUGGACGAGGACGAAGAACUUUGGUUCAAUGAGGACGACGAUGACGACGAGGCAGAGGCGGUGGACAAAAGCCGCUUGGAAGAUGACUACUCCGACGGAUACGGCAAGUACAUGGAGGCCAAAAAAGCUGGCGCAGCUAACGGCGCGAACAACGGCAAAGCAGCAGUGCCUCCUCCCACCUCACCCCCCGCCACGCCCAACAACAGCUCUUCCUCUUCGAUCAAGACGGUCGCACUUCCCGCCACGCCAGUAGUCAAGACUGCUCUGGUCGGUUUGGUGGACUACCCCGACGAUGAGGAUGAAGAGGAGGAAGACGAGGAGGAGGAAGAGGAGCAAUCCCCCAGGAAGCGACCUCGUCUCAGCUCUUAACAUCCUGCAAGUCUGGCCACAAUCUUUCCUCAUCUUCACACUCUCACUAACCUUUUAACCCCGUCCUCCUCCUCCUGCCUCUUCCUCCUCCUCAUUAUCAUCGUCAUGAUCAAAGUGCCAAGGCCCUUCCCUGUCUCGGCAGCAACGGAGGCCGUCCUAAGGGUUCACUAAAUGGAGGACACCGGCGAAUGAACUGUGCCACAGGCCAGUCAGGCUAGCAGGACUAGCCCCCCUCUGAAACCCCCUCGUAGUUGUUAGGACGCUUGACUGGCCGUUCGCGGAAACUGGGGACACACGACCAGGGAUCUUAAAUGCCAUUCAAAAAGUUCUGUACAGAACCACUCCCACUCUCCUGUUUAACUCAUUCGCAUCCAUUGAACAUUUGUUCAUUCGCCCCCUCCCAGUUAAAAUGGGUUGGACGUCUAUUGCUGUCAAUGGCGGCAAAUGAGUUAAUCACAGCAUUUUUUUCAAAUGGGACAAUGACACCCAACUUGUGCUUUGUUUUGUUUUGGGUUUUUUUUUUAGUUCUUGCACCAACAGUGGUGUCCCGGUGCGGUCCUGUUCAUUUGAUUCAAUGUAAAGUUGCAAAAUGCUGCUUUCAAGGAAAAGAAACGUACAGAAGAAAAGAAAAAUCACAUUAAAACUGCAGUUGUUUCUAUUGCUGCAAAUGUU
Corythoichthys intestinalis (scribbled pipefish) is the source of this 3362-nucleotide messenger RNA. It is a transcript of the gene ppp4r3b, whose product is annotated as protein phosphatase 4, regulatory subunit 3B. NCBI's taxonomy places the organism in Eukaryota, Metazoa, Chordata, Actinopteri, Syngnathiformes, Syngnathidae. Bases 330 to 2690 code for a protein of 786 amino acids. The transcript is spliced from 16 exons. Gene Ontology annotation, molecular function: protein phosphatase activator activity. Gene Ontology annotation, cellular component: nucleoplasm; protein phosphatase 4 complex. Gene Ontology annotation, biological process: DNA damage response; protein dephosphorylation. The record is from RefSeq and is a predicted model, not a curated record.